AUGGAGCCAAAGCUCCCACAGGGUCUGGUAACUGUGUCGGGCGUUCCUUCGAGCGACGUCUUACAACAAGAUAAUCUGAGUGCUGGGAUUUACAAGAACCUGUGGCGAGUCUACUACACAUCACGUUUGGCCAGCAAUGACGAGACUGAGCAUCGCCUAGAACAUCUUUUCUGGCGGAUAUGGAGUACCAAACGACUGUCGAGCCACAUGAACACUAACACCUUGGAUCGUCUCAUCUUAAGAAUCAAAUCAGCCGAAGUAUUGGUGGGACAAAAAGUGAUUGCUCAGCAAACGAUGUCGUCGCUUACUGAGGGAAGUAACAAUGAAAAGGUAAACAUAAAACACGAUUGCCCCUCGCCAUCUCAACCCCAUACUCACCAACUUUCAAAGCCAACUGAGCAAAUCAAGCCCUGCGAUGUUGGAGCUUGCUCCAUUCACCCCAUAUUGAAGAAACCCCAGCCAACCCAAAUCGAAUCACAUAAGAGCACUCGCCUCCUCCUCGACACUCCCACCGGCACAAAGAUCACCCUCAACCCUUCCAUCUCUCCCACCGCAAGCAUGGCCUCGCCAACUUCCAUCCCCGACCUUGCGACUUCCCCAACUCCCAUGCUCGAUAUUACAACCCGCCAAGCUCCAAAGAAGACUCAUCUGGCCGCCACUCGCAAUGGCCGAGGCCCACGACGCCGUCCAGUCUUCAACCGCCGCAAGUCUUCACAGACUCCGCUUCCAAGGACUCCUCCUAUUACAACUCCUCCUCCCCGUCGCCGCUCCGAGCCAGCCGCAAAGCCCGAGCCAGCCAAUGAGAGGUACGAGGACAGCUAUGUGGAGCUGGGACUUCUGCAGCACCUGAGUUUCCGCGACGAAGAAGACCAAAUUGCGCGGGAUCUCGGACACGAAAUUGCUCCUGAGCCGAAGCCCGCCAACCCACCUGUUUCGCUAUUCGAUGAGGAUUUCAUCGAAGAUAUCGUCCCCGAAGUCACCAACAAGACCAAGGCUUCGCCGGUUCCAUUUCCUCGAGCUUCAUCUCUCAAGCAUCCGAUGUUGAGCCCUGAAGACUGCAGCCGCGUCAAGCAUUCUUUCGACGUUAAGGAUCUCGAUUUACCCGGUGGACCUGAGCUUGCUUCAGCCGAUGAUGUUGAUGGAGACUGGAUGGAUGUCGACGCCAUUGAUUCGACGCUUCCUGUCUCUCAGCCGUUCAAGAAUCUUGUCGAACAUCGUGAAAAUGUUGCUGAUCGGGCUCGCGCGAUUAUUCAGACCCAGGUCACCCCUGCUGUUAUCCCUGCAGCAGACAAGCAUACUCCUUUGCUACCACUAAGCAUGGAGGGAGUAAAGUUGUGA
Molecule: messenger RNA, 1338 nt
Organism: Penicillium soppii
Lineage: Eukaryota; Fungi; Ascomycota; Eurotiomycetes; Eurotiales; Aspergillaceae
Exons: 2
Coding region: 1-1338 (445 amino acids)
Source: RefSeq, a predicted model, not a curated record